This is a messenger RNA of Exophiala xenobiotica, 1662 nucleotides long. RefSeq lists its product as uncharacterized. The transcript has 2 exons. NCBI's taxonomy places the organism in Eukaryota, Fungi, Ascomycota, Eurotiomycetes, Chaetothyriales, Herpotrichiellaceae. Gene Ontology annotation, molecular function: lyase activity. The record is from RefSeq and is a predicted model, not a curated record. The coding region runs from base 226 to 1605 and encodes 459 amino acids.
GGCCCCAUUCACUGGAGAGUGGACGAUUGUAUUCAUGGCCAUAUUGCAAACCAUCAAAAUAUGCAGAAAACAGCAGAAAGCCUUGCACGCCUCCGUUGUCUCUCCAACUUGAUGGGCAGCUUUCUCCAACCUCGGGGAUUGGGGAGGCACUCAUGAUACUGGAAUUCAGGCUGGGUCGUCAAUGGCAGACAUGAGUCUCUGGCAGGGUCUCUAGCCAAAAAGACCAUGGAACCAGUUGACCAUACUUUCAAACUUGCCAAGUUUCUCGCACAAUUGAAAUAUGAGCAUCUACCCGAAGAUGUCAUUGCACAAGCAAAACGCUCCAUCUUGAACAGCCUGGGAUGCGGUCUUGGCUCAUCCCGUGCUCCUCCUGUUGAAAAGGUCAUCGAAACAGUCCUGACCUCGGAUUCCUCGAGUGGACAAUGUACCAUCCUUGGCCGUAGCGAACGGGCAUGUCAAGAUACCGCCGCUCUGGUCAACGGCGUUGCGCUCACCGCGGCAGACUACGACGACACCCACCUGCGCACCGUGAUCCAUCCUUCAGGGACACCGCUUGCUGCAUUGCUGUCUUGGGCUCAGGUGCACCACCUCUCGGGUAGAGACUUUAUCCUGGCCUUUGUCGCUGGCGUCGAAGCCCAAUGCGCAGUAGGCAAUGCCUUGGGACCAAGUCAUUACAAAGACGGUUGGCACAUCACAGGCACGACCGGCCACUUCGGCGCCGCUGCCGCCAUCGCAAAAGCAUUAAAUCUCGACUCUGCCCAAUAUGCUGCAGCAUUGGGCCACGCAGCAAGUAUGGCGGGAGGGAUCCGGGCAAUGUUCGGUACCGACACAAAGACGCUGCAUAUGGGUCGAGGCGCACAGAACGGGAUACUCGCUGCCAAAUUGGCCGCACACGGGUUUGGUAGCUGUGACAGGCCCAUCGAGUCUUGGCUCAGACUUGUAUCGACUACGGUUGUGGAAGGGGAAUUGUCGGCUCUCGCAGACGAAGGCGAUUGGCAGAUUCUUCAAAACACAUUCAAGCCGUAUCCAUGCGGGAUCGUGAUUCAUCCGCUCAUCGACGGCUGUCUCGAAGCUUACGAGCACUUUCAUAGUAUGGAGCAAGGUGAAGAGUCUUUCUGCGAAAGAAUUGUCUCGAUCGACGUGGUCGUGAACCCUCAGUGCGUCCGCUUAUGCUCGGUCCGACAUCCCAAGAACGGCCUCGAGACGAUCUUCUCCUUGUACCAUGGCUGCGCGGUAGCACUGGUUUGUGGGCGAGCGGGACCUGCAGAGUUCUCAGAUUAUAUUGCUUCUGAGAAUGUGCAGGUAGCCUCAGCGCGGGAUAGGGUCAAUGUUCGGACAGAUGGUGAAGUGCGCGAUGAUGAAGCGUACUUGACGAUCAAGUAUGAGCGCCCGGGCGAGACCGGCGUUUUGGAGAGCUCAUUCCAUAUUGAGCAUGCAACCGGCUCGCUAGCACGGCCAAUGACUGUUGAACAGCUCCAGCGGAAGUUCUUGGAUCAAGCCAGUCCGGUGUUAGGCGGAGACAACGCUGAAAGGACGAUCAAGGCUUGUUGGAAGCUUGAGGACAUGGACGAUAUAGCAGACCUAGCGAACGCGCUGGGACCGUGAUCCUGAGCAAGUAGCUUUAAAGGGACAGCGAAGGGGAAAAUGACAGUGCUGCUGAGC